GAGAGAAGCGGAAGUAAUUGAGUGUUUAAGCCUCAGACAUGGCGGAUUUACUGCAUGCUAGCUCUUAUUCUCUGUGCUGGUGAAACUGUUACAGACCGAGUUCAUCUCCCGGAAAGGGUUACAUCCCGGUUUUUUCUCUCAGUGUGAGGUGAAGGUGUGUGUUGGUCAUCAUGGGGCGUCGAUCCACUUCGUCCACCAAGAGUGGAAAGUUCAUGAACCCUACUGAUCAAGCCCGUAAGGAGGCCAGGAAGAGGGAGCUCAAGAAGAACAAGAAACAGAGGAUGAUGGUGAGAGCUGCUGUUCUGAAGAUGAAGGACCCCAGACAGAUCAUCAGAGACAUGGAGAAACUGGAUGAGAUGGAGUUUAACCCAGUACAGCAGCCCUUGUUGAAUGAUAAAGUGCUGCGUGAUAAGAGGAAGAAGUUGCGCGAGACCUUUGAGCGAAUUGUGCGUCUGUACGAGAGAGAAAACCCCGAGACGUAUAAAGAGCUGCGUAAACUGGAGCUGGAGUACGAGACCAAGCGAGGACAGUUAUCCCUGUACUUCGACUCUGUCAAGAAUGCCGAGUCUGUGGAGGUGGACAGUAUUCCUCUUCCUGACAUGCCUCACGCACCUUCCAGCGUCCUCAUCCAGGACAUCCCACUGCCCGGAGCCCAGCCACCAUCAAUCCUCAAAAAGACUUCUACAUUUGGUAAAGGGACUGCGGCGUUAUCGGCAGCGGUUGCUGGGGUUCCUCGGUUACCACCUGGACGUAAACCCCCUGGACCUCCACCUGGGCCUCCACCACCCCAGAUACUUCAGCUCUAUAAACCAGAUACAGGAGGCGAGGCUGAUGUGGACAUGGCUGAUCUAGACAGCGAUAGUGGCUCAGACAGAGGAAAGGAUGAGAGUGAUUCGGACGACCAGAGUGACGGAGAGGGGGAUGAGCAGAUGGAGAUGAGGGGCAUGGGAAGCCGACAGGACGAACGAGAGCGGGAUGACGAGCGGGAAAGAGGUCGCACUGUGCGCUUUGCUGAUGUUCCACAACCGGCAAAGAAGCGAAAGAAGAGGGUUGUGAAGAAAACAAAGGCUAUUACUCCUCUACAGGCCAUGAUGUUGAGGAUGGCAGGUCAGUCUGUGCCUGAGGAAGAGGAGGAGGUUGAAGAGGAGGAGUACACAGACUCUGAUCAGUCAGACAGCGAGGCCUUGGAACCCCCUGGUGACAGCCAAUCCGCUCCCUCACUGAACAGACUCCCUCCACCGUCAGCACCAAUGGGAGCGCCGCCACCACAGCAGCAGCCGCCACCUCACAUGCAGCCACCUCCAAUCACAGGCCCUCCUCCUUUAGGACCUCCUCCUGCUCCUCCAAUGAGGCCUCCAGGUCCACCCUCAGGUCCACCUCCUGGGCCUCCACCAGGUGCCCCUCCGUUCCUGAGACCUCCCAAUCUACCUGGUGCCAUGAGGGGGCCUAUGCCUCGUAUGUUGCCCCCUGGUCCACCUCCUGGGCGACCUCCAGGCCCACCCCCUGGUCCACCACCAGGCCUUCCUCCAGGUCCACCUCCAAGAGGACCACCCCCCAGGCUACCUCCCCCUGCACCACCAGGCAUGCCUCCACCUCCUCCUCGUGCUGUUCCUCCACGGAUGGCUCCGCCCAUGUCUAUGUUCCCACCCCCUCUGAACCCCAAUGUCUUGAGUGCCCCUCCCAGCAUUGUUCCUCGUCAGAAGCCCCCAUCUUCCUCUGCCCUGUCUUCCUCCCCCAGCGAUCCCUCCAUCUUAGCCCCACCUUCCCUUUCUCUCUCUAUCCGCCCGUCGUCUCUGCAGAUGCCCCCGCCUCCAGGUACAGUUCCCACCCCUGUUAACCCACCCACCCACACCAUAGAGAAGCGUGCCAACAUCACAAGCGUCCCCGGAGCUGCAGGCCAAUCGGGCGGCGCCACUAUUUCAGCAAAACCGCAGAUCAUCAACCCCAAAGCGGAAGUGACACGAUUUGUUCCCACGGCGCUGCGUGUGCGCCGAGACCGAAUUGGUCCACAAGGGGGUAUGUCCAUCGAGAGAGGGGGGAGGAGGGAGGAGGAGAGAGUGGCACACGGCCUCAAAGCCAUGCCCUCGGCAAACCCCGCCCAGUCUGUCUCAAGCUCCGCCCCUUCCAACAUGAAGACCAAGGACCAGGUGUACGAGGCCUUCAUGAGGGAGAUGGAGGGGUUACUGUGAGACAGACGGGGGGUCGGGUGGGAAAGGGGAUAGAUGAUUGGUCAAACAGGCAAGGUUAGGGUUAGCAUUUCAUUUCUAUGCUAGUGUUCGUUAACUAAGCUCGGUGUUUGUGAGAUCAGCAGAAGGAUUCGGACCUUACAGGAGUUAGAAGCACCAUUUUUAUAUUGAGUUUGUUUUCUGUAUGUAGAUGUUUAGUGUCGGAUUUGGGGACAGAACGAUGUGGUGAUUGUUUAUGGAAUGCUCUAAAAUAAACAACAAAACCCUUUCA
Tachysurus vachellii is the source of this 2457-nucleotide messenger RNA. RefSeq names its product WW domain-binding protein 11 (gene wbp11). The coding region runs from base 171 to 2189 and encodes 672 amino acids. The record is from RefSeq and is a predicted model, not a curated record. Gene Ontology annotation, biological process: mRNA cis splicing, via spliceosome. Lineage: Eukaryota; Metazoa; Chordata; Actinopteri; Siluriformes; Bagridae. Gene Ontology annotation, cellular component: spliceosomal complex. The transcript is spliced from 12 exons.